Messenger RNA from Maudiozyma barnettii, 2301 nucleotides. It is a transcript of the gene YTA6, whose product is annotated as putative AAA family ATPase YTA6. The record is from RefSeq and is a predicted model, not a curated record. NCBI's taxonomy places the organism in Eukaryota, Fungi, Ascomycota, Saccharomycetes, Saccharomycetales, Saccharomycetaceae. The coding region runs from base 1 to 2301 and encodes 766 amino acids. Gene Ontology annotation, molecular function: ATP binding; ATP hydrolysis activity. The transcript has a single exon.
AUGUCGGAUGAGAAAUUUAUCGUUCCAGGAAAUUUAUCUCUAUGCCAAUCUCUUGAUUUAUUGUAUUCGAUUGUACAUAAUCAAGUUGUGAACAUAUCAGAUAAGGUAAAUAUUACUAAAUCCGAAACAAAAGACAUUGGAAAGUUACCGUCGUUUUAUAGGGAACUCUGUCUUUUACUAAAAUACGUCAACGAUGGACUCAAAACAGUCGAAGUCAAUUUCAGUAUACCCAGCUGGAAAACUUUUAUAGCUAAAAAUGAAUCAUUUCGAUGUAAGAUUGAAGAUUUCCAGAUACUUGGGCAUGAUAUCAGAAUGAUUCGUAAAAGUGUUCUGGAUACACUUUCGGAGUCUAAAGAUGAUAAACGAGCUAAAUUAUUAGAUGACGCCCUUUCAGGAAAUAUUGACGAUGGUAAUACCGUAAUUACUUCCCCUUUACUUAAGAAUAAAAGUUUCAAUGUACCGACCUUUUGGGUGAAAAAUUCAAAGAAAAAAGAAAAGUUUCUCAAACAACAAGAAUCUAACGAUAAUGAAAUAACACGGAGAGUUAAAUUGAUCAAGGAUCAAAGAAAGACUCAAUUGGAACAAAAAAAACUUGAAGAACGAGAUAGAAAAUCAAUAGAAGAAAAAAGAUUAAAAGAACUCGAAGAACAACAGAAGAAGUUGUUAGAUCUACAAAUCGAAAAUGAGGUUAAAAGCCAGGUUGCAAAGAGAAUGGAAAAAGAAAUACAGAAGAGAGCUAAGGAAGCAAAAAGCAAAAAAACUAUUCAUGGGAAACCAAAGGAAAAUAAAAAUUCUACUACUCAUAGAUCAGAUUCCUUGAACCGUAAUUCAUCAGAAAAGUUGAGUCAAGAUAGUAGUGGACGUCGGAGUUUCGAUUUGACAAGACAUAGGCUUACAUAUAAAAAGGAUGCUAUGCAUAACUUGAAUAAAUCAAAACGUACAAUGAGGAGGUCUUUGGACAUAUCUAAUUAUAACCGCAUUAACUCAGAUGCGUUAUCUGCUAAAAGGCAGUCGUCAGAUGAGAAUAUUAACAAGGCAGCCUUGGCUGCGUGGUCCUCUUUUUCAAACGAUGCAUCAAAGCAGGAGUCAGCAUCAUCUUAUGUCUCAUCAAGAAGAGAUAUAAAUAAACCCCUUAAAUCUAAGCCACAAAUUCAACCAAAUCGACAACGAAAUACUGGAAAUAUUACAAAUUCAAAAAUAAGAGACGAUACUGAUUUAUCGUCAAAUCUAAAAGCCAAACCCAGAAGGCAGGAAAAUAAAGAACGGGUAGUUGGUAAUGAUGUUGGUGAUAGAACACUUAAAAAAAUAGCUGUAACUGAAAAGAAGGAUAAAUAUACUGUUAAUGGUAUAUCAGAUAUAUCGCAACAAACGCCUGAAAGUAUCGAAGGAGUUGAUCCUGUGAUAUUGGAACAAAUAAAAUGUAAUAUUUUAGUGCAAGGUGAUGUGAUUCACUGGGAUGAUGUGGCCGGCUUAAACUCGGUUAAGGCAUCAUUAAAAGAGACAGUAGUUUACCCAUUUUUAAGGCCCGAUUUAUUUAAGGGUUUGCGUGAACCAAUCAGGGGGAUGCUACUAUUUGGACCACCAGGUACAGGUAAAACAAUGAUAGCUAAGGCCGUUGCCACUGAGUCUAAUUCAACUUUCUUUAGUAUUAGUGCUUCUUCGCUUUUGUCAAAAUAUCUGGGUGAAUCUGAGAAAUUGGUUAAGGCUCUUUUCUAUUUGGCCAGGAAAAUGGCUCCCUCAAUCAUUUUUAUUGAUGAAAUCGACUCUAUUAUGGGUAACAGAAGUGACAACGAAAAUGAAUCAUCAAGGAGGAUAAAAACAGAGGUAUUAAUCCAGUGGUCCGGCCUUUCAAAAGCUGCAGUCAACAAUGCUGAUACAUCAGACCAAAGAGUAUUGGUAUUAGGUGCCACAAACUUGCCCUGGGUGAUAGAUGAUGCAGCCAGAAGAAGAUUCUCGAGAAGAUUGUAUAUUCCUCUCCCCGACUUCGAGACCCGACAGUAUCAUUUGAACAGAUUGCUGCAAAAUCAACCAAAUGGUUUAACUGAAGGCGAUUUUAAAGAAAUUACGGAGUUAACAGAAGGUUACUCCGGAUCUGAUAUGACUGCACUGGCCAAGGAGGCUGCAAUGGAACCGAUUAGGGAACUUGGCGAUCAAUUGAUGGAUGCUAAUUUCGAAACUAUUCGACAGAUAACAAAAACUGACUUUGUCAAAGCAAUGGAAACUAUUAAGAAAAGUGUUUCUCCAGAAUCCUUGAAAAGGUUUGACGAUUGGGCUGCAGAAUAUGGUAGUAUGGGUAGCUGA